ACCUGAUAGUCUAAUGCGAUACAGCACAUCCUGCAAAAUGAGCCGUCACCUCUGGGACACGGUCUGAACACAAGCUUCAGGAAGGAGGACUUACUGCAGAGCUGCUGGAUCAGACGGGCUUAGUUUGAGACAGGUGUUCCUAAUCAACUGACUACUGGGCGUUGGAACUCACAAUGACAGUUUAAAGCAGCAUGCAGCAGAACCACAGAUAACAUCGACUUCUAUCUUGUCAAAACCUGGUGCCUACAUUACCCACAAUGCAUCUCAACCAUUGAGAGUUCAGCUGGAGAUUCAGAUCUGAUUGACGCUGAUCAUAUGACAUCGCUUCAGGACAUUUACCAGACUUCACACACUCCUCUGGAGACACAAAAGGCCUUAAACAACUUUUUCAUGUUCUGCAGAACAAGUGGAAACCCACUUUGGAGCUGAUGUGACUGCUGAGAAGCAGCCAGCAUGACCUCCGCACACCCAUCCCUCUGUCGUCCUUCGGCAUCUGUGUCCAAUGGGGCAUCACCCAUAGAGGAAGAGGAGGGUGAAUGUGAACAAGGGGAGAGGUUUGAGUUUGACGACAGCGAUGAUGUGGGACCUCCAGAGAUGAGCUCUGGCUCUGUCAUGAGGACUGACUGGAGCACACACACAACAGAAUCCCACACAGACCAAGAGACGACAAGACCAGGACUGAAUGGAGCAGCCAGCGUGGGACAGAAGGGCCACAGCCCCUCGCUGAACCAGCUGCGCUCCUCAGAUAUGGAGGUCAGGGAGUCACCAGAGGGAUGUUCCACCUCCUCUGACAUGGGAGUGACUAGAGAGUGUGAGCGUUUCUGGAAGGCGAGCAGUGUUUAUGAAGGACAGUCUUCCCUACUGCCAGAAGGUGGUCCGGAUGAGUCCGGCAACGCAGUAAACAGGAGCAGUCUGCACUGGGGCACUACUGAAGACCAGGCGCCCUCUUCAGUCAGUCUGCAGCCCGAGCGGCAUGCAGCUGGUGCAGACGGACCAACCAACCAGGGUGCAGUGAUCUGCAGCACAGACGCUGUGGCCAGAGACCCAGAAGUGAUCUAUGAUGUUGUGCCUGAUGAGAACCUUCAGCACCCGAUGGAAGAUGUGGACAACAUCUACGAGGACAUCCAGAGACCUGGUCACCAAGGCUCCAACGGCUGGAGCUCCAGUGAGUUUGAGAGUUACGACGAUCUGUCUGACAGUGAGGCUGUUCCUCCGGCCCGCAGCAGCAGGCUGCCUGCAGAUGUCCGGAGGCUGAAGGAGCUGGCGGUGCGUCUCAGCACACCUCAUGUUGCUCACAUCAGACAGAGUUGUGACGCCAAGGUGCAGCAGUUGAUGAAGGCAGCGAGGAAUGGCACCAAGGACGGUUUAGAAAAGACCAAGUUAGCCAUGCUGCGCAAGGUGUCGUUCCUGCAGAAGAAAGAUUCCACGGAUGAAGAUGAUGCAGGUUACAUGAACGUAUCUGUGUGCGAGCUAAAGCACCCUCCACCACAGCUCUGCCCCAUGCCAGAUGGGCUCAGCAGUCAACAGGUCAUCAGACGCCUCAUCCUCAGCUCCAUUAUGAAGAGUGAGAGCAGCUACCUGAGCUCUCUCAGGAGAAUCCUCCAGGAGUACCAGAAGCCUUUGCUGGAACCACAGAACUGCAUCCUUAGCCCCAAGAAGGUGCACCAGAUCUUUUACCGUGCACAGGAGAUCCAUCAGUGCCACUCAAUGUUCCAGAUUGCCCUGGCGUCUCGCGUGGCCGAGUGGGAUCACAGCGAGAAGAUCGGAGACUUGUUCGUAGCCUCGUUCUCCAAGUCCAUGGUGCUGAAUGUCUACAGUGACUACAUCAACAACUUCACCAGUGCGAUGGCGCUGAUCAAGAAGGCCUGCAUGUCCAAACCUGCUUUCCUGGACUUUCUGAAGAAGAAGCAGGCGUCCAGUCCAGACAGAAUCACUCUGUACGGCCUCAUGGUCAAACCUAUCCAGCGCUUUCCCCAGUUCAUUCUGCUGCUGCAGGACAUGCUGAAGAACACUCCGAGGUCCCAUGCUGACCGACUGCCCCUGCAGCUGGCUCUCACUGAGCUCGAGACCUUGGCUGAAAAACUGAAUGAGCAGAAGCGUCUGGCUGACCAGGAGGCUGAGAUCCAGCAGCUGUGCCACAGCAUCGGGGACCGCAGCUUCAACAAGCUGCUGAGCUCGGAGCAGAGGCAGCUGAUUCAGUGUGAACUGCUGAUGGAAGUAGUUUAUGGUGAUAAAGGUCAAGUUGUCAAGUCGAAGGAGCGAAAGGUCUUUCUCCUCAGCAACACCCUGAUCUGUGCCAAUGUCAACCUGAAAGGACCCCCUGACAUCAACAGCCUGGUUCCUGUUGGGCCUAAGUACACGGUGAAGUGGUGCGCCCCUCUGCUGCAGACCCAGGUGGUUGAGGUGGGACAGGACAGCAUGCAGAACACGGCGCGUGUCAGCACAGCCAGACGCCACAGCUCUGUGUCCAGCACCAGUGGUUCCUGUAAAAUGUUCCUGGGCCCCCCCAGACUGCACCAGGAGCUGGAGGAGCUGGAACACGACCUGGCUGUGGUGGAGGAGGUGUCACUGCUGGUGGGCACGCUCCAUGGAAUCUACCAGAAUCUGAACACCACAGUGGCUCAGGACUGGUGUCUGGCUCUGCAGAGACUCAUCCGUCUGAAGGAGGAGGAGAUCCAGAACGCCAACAAGUGUCACCUGCGUCUGUCUAUCCCAGGCAAACCUGACAAGUCUGGCCGUCCAGUGAGCAUCAUGGUGGUCUUCAACACUCCCAGCCCCUUCAGUAAGAUCUCCUGGGUGAACCGGCUUCACCUCGCCAAGAUAGCGCAGAGACAGGAAAACACUCCGGGGUGGGAAUGUGCUGCAGAAGAUGGGAAGACAAAAGCUCCGUUUAGUUGUCCACUGCUGACCUGCAAGCUUCCGGUUUUGUCUCCCAAAACACACACAUUGAAGCUGCAGGCAGCUCUUCACAGUCCGUUUCAGUCCAGCCUGCUCGGGUUCUGCACUGCCAGCACGUCCUUACCACAGGGUUACCUCUGGGUCGCUGGUGGAGGAGGCAGCUCCAACCACGGCCAUGUGGAGAUCUUCUCCCUGAACCGAGCCUCUCCUCGCCCGGUGAAGAGCAUCCCCCUAAAGGCCCCAGUCCUGUGCCUGGAGUAUGUGAAGCAGCCGUGUCCCAGCACUGUGAAGGAGGCGGCUGAGAAGCCCCAGAGUGCUGCCAAGAUAGGAAACAUCAUCUGUGUUGGCCUGGAGGACGGCAGCAUCCAUGUGUACAGCAGUGUGGACACGUCUGUUCAGUGCCUGCUGACCAUGGUGAACCCUGACAUCUGUCCUGUCCUGUGCCUCAAACACUCGCUGUCUUUCCUCUUUGCUGGACUGGCCAGUGGCAAAGUAGGUGUGUACCAGAGAAAGGCCGGGGAGAGACUGUGGGACGUGGACUCAUGCAGGCUUGUGCAUCUGGGCUCUGAGCCAGUCCGCAGUCUGCUCACACUAGAAGACGCUGUAUGGGCCAGCUGUGCCAACCAAGUCACUGUCAUCCAAGGAUCCAGCCUCCACGUACAGAGCUUUGAAGCCCACUCUGAUCCAGGCUUCAGUGUGAGCCACAUGGUGCGGUCAGGUGGGGGGGUGUGGAUGGCCUUCACCCGGGGCUCCUCCAUUCAGCUGUUCCACACAGAGACCUUGGAACCAUUGCAGGAAGUCAACAUCUCCACCCGCACCACCUAUCUGACCCCAGGUCAGGUAACUGUGUCCAGCUUGCUGAUCUGCCAGGGCCUGCUGUGGGUGGGGACCAGCCAGGGCAUCAUCCUCACCUUCCCUGUGCCCACCCUGGAGGGGAUCCCCAAGAUCACAGGUAAAGGGAUGACGUCUCUGAACGCUUUCUGUGGUCCGGUGGACUUCAUGCUGGCGACCUCCAGCACAUUGGCCUCUGAGCUGCUCAGACGGGACUCCAUCCUCAACGGCAUCGAGGAGGGUGCUAACAGACAAGGACAGGGGGGAGGAGGAGGAGGAGGCCCAGCUGAUGUGGUAGAUAAUGAAGGCGGGCAGAGGUGGGAUCAGUGCAACUACGCCCGGGACUCAGAAGCUCCCUUAUCGAGGGAGGAGAAACCCAAGCGCCUCCUGCUGCAGUACCGCCUCCAGUCCACCUGCCAGCUGCCUGGGAAGCUGCUGACAGCCCAGCCCGAACAGGGGAACCCGAGGGCGUCCCCAGACUCACUGGAGCACAGCCCGGAGGACGGCUCCAUCUAUGAAGUGAACGAGGACCCUGACGUGUGGGUCAGGGGGCGUCCUGUAGAGUGGGGGAAUGAGGGGGGGGCCAGGCGCAGCAAAGUGACCUCCACAGCCAUCUUCUGUGGGGGCAGAGGAUAACGCCGGACA
Molecule: messenger RNA, 4374 nt
Organism: Monopterus albus (swamp eel)
Lineage: Eukaryota; Metazoa; Chordata; Actinopteri; Synbranchiformes; Synbranchidae
Product: rho guanine nucleotide exchange factor 10-like protein
Exons: 30
Coding region: 454-4365 (1303 amino acids)
Biological process (GO): actin cytoskeleton organization; positive regulation of stress fiber assembly; SREBP signaling pathway
Cellular component (GO): cytosol
Molecular function (GO): protein binding; guanyl-nucleotide exchange factor activity
Source: RefSeq, a predicted model, not a curated record